This is a messenger RNA of Phyllopteryx taeniolatus (common seadragon), 6505 nucleotides long. RefSeq names its product rho guanine nucleotide exchange factor 28-like. NCBI's taxonomy places the organism in Eukaryota, Metazoa, Chordata, Actinopteri, Syngnathiformes, Syngnathidae. The record is from RefSeq and is a predicted model, not a curated record. Gene Ontology annotation, biological process: regulation of Rho protein signal transduction. The transcript has 40 exons. Gene Ontology annotation, molecular function: guanyl-nucleotide exchange factor activity. Bases 228 to 5741 code for a protein of 1837 amino acids.
AGAGAGGAGGAUGCCCGCCUCGUUGGCUCUGUGUGCUUACGCCACUCCCCCCUUUAAAUAGCAACCACGCCGAAUAAACUUGUAGUUAUUUACUGCGCCGUGUGAAUUAUUAGCAGUUGAAUGGAGCUGAGGCAGGCGUACUUGUGUUUGUUGAGGUGAAGCGGACUGUCGUUUUUCCUCCCUCGGUAUAUUUUGUUCUCACCAACACCAAGCAGGUGCAGUUUAAGAUGGAGCUGAGUAGAAGGAAAGUCCCUCUUUAUGGUCAGGCUAAGGUGUUUGCAUUAUUGGAGGGCCUGGAUUCCAUGCUGGAAGAUGGCGAAGUCUUCAUUGUUCUGGAAGGAUCCACGCUGGUCCAUGUCACCAGGGCUCAAAGUGAUGUCAUGCUCUGCUUCAUAGUGCCUGGACAUAACCUCGCUGAGGUGGUCUCUGUGCAGGCCUACUUGUGCUCAGAAACCACACCUCUCACAUGGGUGGGCGGCGCAAUGUUGGAGUAUGUCCAAGACGAUGCACAGGACCUGGCAGAACACCUGGUCACCCACGGACAUUGUCUGAGCUCCAUGGAUCACAAAGAGCUGAGCAGCCUCUUCAACCUUGGGCAGCAGAGCUCCCGCUGGGCUAUGGAUCGACGUGUAGCCCUCGCCAUGGCUAACCUAGAUAUUCCUCCAAAUUGGAAUGUUCUGGGGAGUCCCUGUAGAAACGAUCACAGCCCCAGAGAGUCUCUGCUCCACCUGGCUGUGCGAGGGGGACUGUGUCGACUGGCCGAGCUGCUGCUUUGUCAACCCGGAGGUCUGAUGUCUAUCAGUCUUCAAAACAAAGAGGGAGUCACACCGCUGCAGCUAGCACACUCAUCAGGCAAUAGAGAACUGCUGGAGCUCCUCACACACCCACCCAACCCUCUAGCCACACCUCCCGCAGGACAAUCUCAGGUGUGGGCAGAUCACUCCCGUUUGCUGAGGUACUGUCAUGACACGGGGAAUCUGACACUGACAGUCCGACAAAAUCUGAAGUGGAGCUCAGAGGAGAGCCGGCAUGCUGACAUUCAGCUGCUCAGAAACAGACUUCGAGAUGAGGGCUUCCUCAGACAGAUUAAAGCACUAAGAAGGGAGCGGACAGAGACCAUCUUUGGCAAAGAACAAUUGGUGGACGAUCCUGCAGAAAAUGGUAUUGUAACCCAUCCAUAUCCGUAUGGACAUUUUCCUGAUAUGAGUGGAGAUAAUUCAGCUGCAGACGAUAAUGACUUCGAGGAACCACUGAUGUUUUGCCUCAAUCAGGAGGACCAAGAAGAUGAGCAGUCUGACUCUGCAGAAAAAAGCCAGUCCAUAGGCGAGAGCCAAGCCUCGUCCCCGACUUUGGCUGCUGCUGCCAGGCUGUCAGCGAUGAUCCACGGGAAAGACAGAGUCUAUGCUAACGCCAUGGUGGUGGACCAGGUGGAUGAUGUUGACAUUAAAUACCGCUCCCGCCCAGCCCCUGAUGUUGGCAGCCCUUGCUGGGACCCCUUCUCCAUGACACCCCCUGACUCAAAGAUCUGUCCCAAAAAUCAUCACUCGCCCACGCCGCAAAAUGUCAAGAGGGCUAUCCGAAGCCCAGGCUUGGAGAAAUCCAAAGAGUCACCUCUUCACGGCUCUCCCCCCUCUCCCCCUUCUCCCUUUGUUCCCCCUCGAUCUUUCCCGUCCUCCCCCCUGGCUUCCGCUUUCCGUUUGUUUGAAGGAGGACAGAGGCGACAGCCACAAACCAGCCUUCCAGUCUCUCCCACUUUGAACGGCAGAGGAUACAACUUGCCAGCGGCGACCCGUGGACUGAGCCCAAGGCUUGAGUGUGAUAGCGGAGAAGAGGACAUACUGGGAAAAUCCUACCGCUGCUCAGCUUCAAAGCUGCAGACCAGCUCCCCAGACUUUAACCAAUCUCACGCCAACAGCACAGAAAAGCCCACUAAGAACCCAGAGGAAGGUGAUGUUCGACUGCGCUCAUACUCCUACUCCUCCCCCAAGGCGAGGCCCUCACGCCCCUUUCUAAACAGAGAUGCAGCCAUCACUGACCUGGCAGAAGAUGGUGCAUUCAGCAGCAGUGGUCGUUCUCUACUUCAGGCUUUAUCUCUCUCUAAAUCGCUCUCUCGACUCAACCAAGUUAAGCAGAGUGUGCUGAACCUGACAGAGACUUCCAGAGAAAAGAGGGUUUUGGGUUUCCAUAAGCGGGCCCAGUCAGCAGAGGAGGAGAGCAGCGCAUCACUCCAACACCUCACCCUCACAGAGUUCCUUAAAGAGAUUGAGGAUGAAGAGUGGGACAAAUACAUAAUUCCAUCCAAGGUUGAGUCAGAGAAGUACAAAGUGAGCCGGACCUUCAGUUUCCUCAAGAGCAGGAUGUCGAGCACUCGCAACAAAACCAAGGUGAAAGGGAAAGAGGGAAAGGAUGGAAAGGACAAGAGCGGUGGCACUAAUGGACACCAGUUUGUUCUUGUGUCUCCAUCUGGUCCUGCUGUCUGUGUGGCCUGCGAUAAGUCUGUUUCUGGGAAGGAGCUGCUGCAGUGCUCCAACUGUCUCUUGAACGUCCAUAAGAACUGUCGAGACUCUGUUGCACCAUGCGGAAAGAAGCUGCAGGAGAAGAAUGCAUUGCUGAUGAAAACCAAGACCUUGUCUCUCCCACAGAAUUCUCUGAAAGACAACUCUUCCUCCUCCCCCCUCGCCUCCUCAUCACAUUCCCCAGCUUCCUCACGUACAACAAUAACCAAAGAAAAGCGAGAAACACUCAUGCCUCUCUCCAAAAGCCUCUCCGUCUCUUUAGAGAACAGACUGCUGAGUGACACAGCAGGGAUGGAGGUUGAUUCCACUCCUACAGCUCACAGCUCACAUUCUGAUGAGGGGACUCCUAUUACAACAACCCCUCCUUCAAUCGACCCACCAAUCACUUCACAGGAUGAUGUUGAUGCUCCUCUACUGAGCGAUCUGUCAGCCGUCCUGCUGGGACUCGACGCAGAAUCAUGGAGUCUUGCAGUCAGUCCCGACUUCUGCAGGCAGCACGACAGGCGCGCCAUCAAACGGCAGGAUGUCAUUUAUGAAUUAAUGCAAACAGAACUUCACCACAUCCAGACUCUGACAGUCAUGUCCGAAGUGUUCAGACGAGGCAUGCUAGUAGAGCUGCAGCUGGACUGGGAUUGCGUGGCCCGGAUUUUCCCGUGCUUGGAUUCCUUGCUGCUCUUCCACAGGAACCUUUUUGGAUCACUGCAGGAGUGCAGACAGGCUUCCAUCCAACCCGAGAACCAGAGAAAUUACCUCAUCCAUCAGAUUGGAGACAUCCUGCUUCAGCAGUUCUCAGAUGAAAAUGCUGAAAAGAUGAAGCAAGUAUAUGGAGAUUUCUGCAGUCACCACAUGGAAGCUGUCAAUGUCUUCAAAGAGCUUCAGCAACAGAAUAAAAAACUCCAGAACUUUGUCAAACAACAGAGCAAUAACUCACUGGUCAGGAGAAGAGGGAUUCCAGAGUUUAUCCUUUUAGUCACUCAGCGCAUCACCAAGUACCCAGUCUUGUUGGAGAGGAUAUUACAUUACACUCAAGAAGGCAGCCAAGAACACUCAAACUUGUCAAGUGCUAUGGCUCAGAUACGCGAUAUCAUCGCAGCUGUGGACCUGACUGUAAGUAAGUACGAGAGAUCUCAGGAGCUGCAGGAAGUGCUCGCCCGGCUGGAGAAUAAGAGCUUGGCCAAACUCAAGAGUGGCAAGGUAAUUCGCAAGCAGGACUUGCACAGCAAACACCGAGAUCUACAGCACAAGGGACUGCUUUACUGGAAGACCGCAACAGGGCGCCUCAAAGAUACAUUGGCGCUUUUGCUUACAGACGUCAUGGUGUUCCUGCAAGAGAAAGAUCAACGCUUUGUAUUUGCGGCCGUGGACCAGAAACCUCCUGUGAUCCCACUGCAGAAGCUCAUCGUGAGAGAAGUAGCCAAUGAGGAGCGUGGGAUGUUCCUUAUCUCUGCUUCUUCAGCUGGACCAGAAAUGUAUGAAGUUCACACUACCACCAGAGAGGAGAGAAAUGCUUGGAUGAAACACAUAAGACAAGCUGUAGAAAGCUGUCCAGAGGAAGAGGAGGAGGAGGAGCGCAGCGCUGAAUCAGAAGAGGUCAAGCGAGCAGCGGAAGCGAAGCUUCAGAAAAUCUCAAAGUUCCAAGAGACAUUGUUAAGUCAGGACCAGCGCAUCUGCAACAGUUUGGAGGAGAAAUUACAGCUAUAUGCAGAGCUCACAGAGUUAACCCUGCACGCUCCAGAAGCCAUAGCACAUCGCCACCUGCUGGUACAACCGGACAUUGAUAGUGAGUCGCCAAGACAGGCCUCAACAUUGCUCACAGCUGCACUUGGAGAAGCCGAGAACCUGAUCACCAUUCUUCAGGCUCACGAUGGCCUUCUUGUACAAAGUGACAACUCUCCAAUCCGUGGGCCUGAGUCCUGCAACUACAAUAGCCACGGCAGCAGCAUCCAAGAAUCUCCCUCAGAACCGGAUUACUUAAGCACACUCAGUAUGAGCUCCACCUCUCUUGGAUCAGACAGUGAGGGGACAGGGAUGGAUGGAGUCUUGUGGAGGUCUGCUGCUGAGCCAAAGAAAGGAGACACUAAAGAUACACUGUUCAAGGUGGCGGAAAGUGUACAGAGUCUGACUCAGCUUCUUUAUAGUCUGCAGGCUGCUGUGACCCUCCAAGACAGCUGUCUCGAGAUCCAGAAAAUUCUCCUUCUGGAAGGAGACAAAUCUCAGCUCAGGACCCUCGCCUCCCUCCAAAACAGCCUGGAGCAGGAGAGGCAGACGGGCAAUGAUAAGACAGAGGAAGUCGAAAAGAAGGCUUUUGAGAGGAAGAAGGAAGAGGUGGAUGAGGUGCAGAAACUCCAUGUGAAACUGAAACAAGGCCAGCAGCGCUGGGACAAGGAAUGUGUGGCCAGAGAGAAACAACAGAAUGAGCAGGAGAGUGCACUGGAGCAGCGUGAGCAGCAUUGCAUCCUGGAGGCAGAGCGGCUGCGGUGCGAGCGAGAGGAGCUGGAAACUCAGCUGCUGGAGUAUCGUAACAGUCUGGACAGACUGCGGGAGGGCCAGAAGAGUGUGGACACGGAGAAGAAGAAGCUCGAAGCCCAGCAGAAGUUCCUCCAGACCUGGGGGCACAACCGUCAGAGCAGUCUACCUGUCACCAUACCACUGGAUGGAUACAAGGUGCCGAUUCACAGUCGCUCAGGCAGCCUGGAUGACACCUGUUGGACGUACGAGAGUGAUGCAGCUCUGCUCGCCUCCCUCCAAAAGAACCAGCCCCCCAACAACAACCCACACCAGUAUCUGCUCUCCGCCCCGAGGAGGAACCACGACGGCCUCCGGCAAGCCUCCAGCUAUGGCGCUGACCUCAGCCUCAGCGCCAGUCUCUACAACAGCCUCAACACUCUGCUCAGCCAAACCCACAGAAAACCACCUCAGGAUGGUCUCACAUUCACUAACUACUCAAAGAACCACGAGUGCAGCCAGCCUCCCAAUACCUCUGUCAAUCCCUUCAGCAGCAGAGGCAGAGCACAGCCACAGAGCACCAGCAAGUACUUCAGCCCACAGUUGGAUCGACAUUCCCUGGGGGCCUGGAGGCCAGAGAUGCCAGGUCAAGAACUUUAUGAAAACACCUACCCGCCUUCCUCCCCCUCCCUCACCCCGCUCCUCCCCUCACAGUCCUACCUCUCUCUCGAAGGACAUCUCAGGGAGGACAGUGGGGAGGAGAACAUUGUUUACCUCUAAUGACUGAUGGCGCAGGCUUUAUGACACGUAACUGGACUUUGUUGCUUUUAUUUGUGAUAUUUGUGAUGGAUAUAAAUACAUGUGGGUAACUGUGGCUAAUCAAGUGAGGGAAUAGUGCCUUUGAAAACUGUUUGUGGUGGCUAUCAGUGCGUCUCCUGCUUAAUCAAAACCGUUGUGCCUUUUGCUUUGGUACUUGCAUCUGUAAAUUAGUUUAUUUCCUUAUUUUAUUGGCCAGAUACUGGGGAAACCCACAGCAUGUGCCUCAAACAAGGCAAUAGGAAAUACCAAGACAGAAGUACUGGUGUUAUUUUCCCCAUUAGCACUUAAAACAAAAUAAAAUAUAUGGGGGAAAGCCAACGUAGGCCUUCCCCAAGCUAUGUACAGCAUUAAUUGCUCUCCUAUAGAGUGCCAUUGUAUUGCUAUGUGAUCUUAAAUUAUAUUUAUUAGGGAAUGUAAGCAUUCGCAAAGAAUUAUAACAAAGGUGUGUUUGUAAGUAUUGUAUGUACUGUACCGUAUAGUUUAUUGAAAGGGCUACCUAUGCGCACCGUUGGAAGAGGUUUAUUCUUUUCUCGAUGAAGUGCCACAAUUCUGCCGUUUUUUCCCCCCUCACUAUCUCUUUUUGGAACAACUUGGUAAUUUAUUGUAUGUAAAUGGCUUCAUGCACUGUACACAAUGUUUGGUUUAUUUUUAAUCGCUGUAAUCACUGAUGUGAUGUACUGUAUGUAAAGGUUUGGGCUGCUUAUAAAGAUAUGGUUGCAAACAUC